Messenger RNA from Trichobilharzia szidati, 438 nucleotides. The record is from the annotation of a GenBank genome assembly. NCBI's taxonomy places the organism in Eukaryota, Metazoa, Platyhelminthes, Trematoda, Strigeidida, Schistosomatidae.
AUUUCGAAAUAUUUCAUGAUGGUAAAUUUAAUUGCUUCCUGUGUCCUUCCGAAAAUGAAGAGUCAGGAAUUACGAAAACCGCUUCCCAGCUAUACCACUUCGUUAUUAAUCAACACAGUGCUCAUGACAUUGAUGACAGUCGGGCUUGUCGUGUUGUUUGCCCUUGAAGCAAAUAUUCGCGGCAUUUUCACGAUGAAUUACUAUGCCGUUACAAUCAUUAUAUCAGUUGUUUCUAUCCUAUUACUUCUACUUAUGCUCAUGGGGAAAAUUCGUUCGAAUUUUUACGGUGUCCGUGUACUACUUUGGAUUAUAGUCAUAUUAUGGACAAAAACGCGUAUUCUGCAUACUCACAGUAGUUUUAAUCGCAAUACUCAUACUCGCCAUGAUGUUCAUUUGCGUCAAUAUGCGAAGAUGGAUAACGUGGUGGUUCCCGCCUAA